GUAUUGUUGGAGAAGCAGAUGAAAAUGGAGAAGAUUAUUACCUUUGGACUUACAAAAAACUUGAAAUUGGUUACAAUGGAAAUAGAAUUGUAGAUGUCAAUCUGACCAGUGAAGGAAAGGUGAAGUUGGUACCAAACACAAAAAUCCAGAUGUCAUAUUCAGUGAAAUGGAAGAAAUCAGAUGUGAAGUUUGAAGACCGAUUUGACAAGUAUCUUGACCCAUCUUUCUUCCAGCACAGAAUUCACUGGUUUUCAAUAUUCAAUUCUUUUAUGAUGGUGAUCUUUCUGGUUGGCCUAGUGUCUAUGAUAUUAAUGAGAACUCUGCGAAAAGAUUAUGCAAGAUACAGCAAGGAGGAAGAAAUGGAUGAUAUGGACAGAGAUCUAGGUGAUGAGUACGGGUGGAAGCAGGUCCAUGGAGAUGUUUUUAGACCAUCUAGUCAUCCUCUAAUAUUUUCAUCGCUUAUUGGUUCUGGUUGUCAGAUUUUUGCUGUGUCUCUUAUAGUCAUUGUUGUUGCAAUGAUAGAAGAUUUAUACACAGAGAGAGGAUCAAUGCUUAGUACAGCUAUAUUUGUUUACGCUGCAACAUCACCAGUAAAUGGAUAUUUUGGAGGAAGUCUUUAUGCUAGACAAGGAGGAAGGCGAUGGAUAAAGCAGAUGUUCAUUGGAGCCUUCCUUAUUCCAGCAAUGGUGUGUGGAACUGCCUUCUUCAUUAACUUCAUUGCCAUCUAUUAUCAUGCUUCAAGAGCUAUACCCUUUGGAACCAUGGUGGCAGUGUGCUGUAUUUGUUUCUUUGUCAUUCUCCCAUUGAACCUCGUUGGUACAAUUCUUGGCCGAAAUCUGUCAGGACAGCCUAAUUUUCCAUGUCGUGUCAAUGCAGUGCCUCGUCCCAUACCAGAGAAAAAAUGGUUCAUGGAACCAGCUGUUAUUGUUUGCCUAGGUGGAAUCCUCCCUUUUGGAUCAAUUUUUAUUGAAAUGUAUUUCAUUUUUACUUCAUUCUGGGCUUACAAGAUCUACUAUGUUUAUGGCUUUAUGAUGUUGGUUCUGGUUAUUCUCUGCAUUGUGACAGUUUGUGUGACUAUCGUUUGUACGUAUUUCCUGCUAAAUGCAGAGGAUUACAGGUGGCAAUGGACAAGCUUUCUUUCUGCGGCAUCAACUGCAAUUUAUGUUUACAUGUACUCCUUUUACUACUACUUUUUCAAGACAAAGAUGUAUGGCUUGUUUCAAACAUCAUUUUACUUUGGUUAUAUGGCAGUAUUUAGCACAGCUUUGGGAAUAAUGUGUGGAGCCAUUGGUUACAUGGGAACAAGUGCCUUUGUUCGUAAAAUCUACACUAAUGUGAAAAUUGACUAAGGAAAUAAGAAAAUUGAACUAUGGAUCAGUUCCUGUUUUCAUGGGGACAAACUUGCACAACAAAAAGCGCGAGAAGAGAUUUGGGUUUUAACACUGGGCACUAUAUGGGUCUCCAUUUUGUGGAUGGCUUAAAGUAACAUCUAUUUCAUUGAUCCUAGGUUCUUACUGACUGCUUUCUCCAACUGUUCACAGCAAAUGCUUGGAUUAUAUGCAGUAGGCAUUACUACAGUACGUGGCUAAUCUUCCCAAAAAAAAAAACCAAACGACAAAAAACAAAAAACCUAGCUCAUUAAAGAUGAAUAGACUAGCUCUCUUCAGUGAAGAGGACAAACGGUUUAUUUAAAGCAUUUGUUCCAUUCAAUAAAAGAGGGAAACUUGGCUGCUAAAACUACUUGAUUAGUAGUCUUCCUGGUACUUAACAUUUCUAAAUUAUGUAAAAAUGCAGUUCCAGAAAGAUUACUCUUCUGAUUUUUACUGCCAUUGCCAGGAUAGGAGGUAUGUUUUAUAUUUUGACUCCAGGUGCUUUUUGGUUUAUUUGCGAUACCAACUAUACCCUACACUCAUUUGUUUAAAAAAUAAUUUAAAAAUAUAUAAAAAAACCCAUAUGCAUGUAAUAUAUCGGCUAUUGUUCUAGUUGGACCAACUUCCCUUUAUUUAUCUUUAAAGUAAUAUCCAGCUACAUCUUAAAUCCAUCCAAAGAAAAUACAGUCUGAAGAUGGGAUGUGUGCUCUGCAAUGCAAUUUACUGUACAGUUAGAAAGCAAAAUGUUAAAUGAAGAGGAUUGUUUGUUUUUUAAUAAACAUUUGAGGUCUAGAUUAAAACAAAAACAACAUUUUAACUGAAUGUCUAAAGUGAUUCUCCUUUUUUCCAAGUUAGUCUUGCAUUUUUUUUGUUUGGGUUUGAAUGAAGAUUUUCCUUUAGACAUUAUACAAGGGGUAAUAAGUGUAUAUAACAUUAAAUAAUGUAACUUAGGUGUAGAUCCCAAAUGUAUUUGGAUGUACAGAUUUACUACAGAGUACUUUUCUGAUGAUUCGGUGUAAAAAUGUGUGAAUUUGGGUGGCUUUUUACAUCUUGCCUGCCAUUGCAUGAAAAAAGUUGGGGGUUCUUCACAAUGUGUGUAUGUCAUGCUUUUCUGUUCUAUUUUCUUUCUCAAGCUCUUACAGAAAUCAAAUUUGUAAUUAAGAACAUUUUAAUUUUUGUUAAUCCUGUCUGGACACUUCUGCAACAUCAAAAGCACAGUUGCUUUAGAGUGUUCAGAAAGCUAAAAUAAACGUUUCAGACAAAAA
Antrostomus carolinensis (chuck-will's-widow) is the source of this 2635-nucleotide messenger RNA. It is a transcript of the gene TM9SF3, whose product is annotated as transmembrane 9 superfamily member 3. Gene Ontology annotation, cellular component: membrane. Lineage: Eukaryota; Metazoa; Chordata; Aves; Caprimulgiformes; Caprimulgidae. The transcript has 12 exons. Gene Ontology annotation, biological process: protein localization to membrane. The record is from RefSeq and is a predicted model, not a curated record. The annotation marks the transcript as partial.